Messenger RNA from Selaginella moellendorffii, 2123 nucleotides. RefSeq names its product heat shock 70 kDa protein 6, chloroplastic. The record is from RefSeq and is a predicted model, not a curated record. NCBI's taxonomy places the organism in Eukaryota, Viridiplantae, Streptophyta, Lycopodiopsida, Selaginellales, Selaginellaceae. Gene Ontology annotation, cellular component: chloroplast; cytoplasm. Gene Ontology annotation, molecular function: ATP hydrolysis activity; ATP binding; ATP-dependent protein folding chaperone. Gene Ontology annotation, biological process: cellular response to unfolded protein; protein refolding. The coding region runs from base 2 to 2062 and encodes 686 amino acids. The transcript is spliced from 8 exons.
GAUGGCUAGCGUCUUCUUCUCGCCGCCGUCGCCACCGGCGCCAUCGCCAAGUAAGCUCAGAUUUCUUCAAGGAAAUGCUGCUCGUCGCUUCCCGGCUGGGAAUCUCCAUCUCCACGCUAGAAAUACGAGGCGGCGAUCCGGCGUGGUGGCCAGCGCUGCCGAUCUGCGAGAAAAGGUCGUGGGGAUCGAUUUGGGGACCACGAAUUCCGCGGUUGCGGCGAUGGAGGGUGGCAAGCCGACGAUCAUCACAAACUCUGAGGGGCAGCGCACCACUCCCUCGGUGGUGGCUUUCACGAAGAAUGGGGAGAAGCUCGUCGGCCAGAUCGCCAAGCGCCAGGCCGUGUUUAAUCCCUCCAACACCAUCUCCUCGGUGAAGAGAUUUAUCGGCAGGAAGAUGGCCGAGGUUGACGAGGAGUCCAAGCAGGUCUCCUAUGCUGUCGUGAGCGAUGAGAAUGGAAAUGUGAAGCUCCACUGCCCUGCCGCUGGCAAAACCUUCGCUGCCGAGGAAAUCUCAGCUCAGGUGUUGAGAAAGCUUGUGGACGAUGCUUGCAACUUUUUCAACGACAAAGUGAGCAAGGCUGUGAUCACAGUUCCUGCGUAUUUCAACGACGCACAGAGAACUGCCACGGUCGACGCCGGAAGGAUUGCCGGACUAGAGGUUCUUCGUAUUAUCAACGAGCCUACGGCGGCGUCUCUGGCUUAUGGUUUCGACAAGAAAGCCAACGAGACCAUCUUGGUUUUCGAUCUGGGGGGUGGUACAUUUGAUGUUUCAGUGCUGGAAGUUGGUGAUGGCGUUUUUGAAGUCCUGUCGACAUCAGGAGACACGCACUUGGGUGGAGACGAUUUUGACAAGAGAAUUGUUGACUGGCUAGCGUCCAACUUCAAGAAAGACGAAGGAAUCGAUCUUCUCAAGGACAAGCAAGCACUUCAAAGGCUGACAGAGACUGCAGAGAAGAUCAAGAUAGAGCUUUCGUUACUCACUCAGACAAGCAUCAGCCUGCCAUUUAUUACUGCCACUUCAGAUGGUCCUAAGCACAUUGACACGACGAUUACUCGGGCUAAGUUUGAGGAACUGUGUUCUGAUCUUCUAGACAGGUGCUGCACACCAGUCGAAAACGCGCUUAAGGAUGCAAAGCUGGAAUUUAAAGACAUCAACGAGGUGAUUCUCGUUGGUGGCUCCACUCGCAUUCCUGCUGUUCAGGAGGUUGUCAAGAGGCUGACGGGGAAAACUCCCAACUUAAGUGUCAACCCGGAUGAAGUGGUCGCCUUGGGAGCUGCAGUUCAGGCUGGCAUUCUGGCUGGCGAAGUCAGCAAGGUGGUGCUACUGGACGUGACCUCACUGUCGCUGGGUCUGGAAACUCUGGGUGGUGUCAUGACAAAGGUCAUCCCUCGCAACACGACGCGUCCGGCAACCAAGUCGGAGGUUUUCUCCACGGCCGCAGACAACCAGACGAGCGUAGAGAUCAAUGUUCUCCAGGGAGAGCGAGAGUUUGUCAAGGACAAUAAGUCCCUGGGAAGCUUCAGGCUGGAAGGCAUUCCCCCAGCACCGAGGGGAGUACCACAGAUAGAGGUCCGCUUUGACAUCGAUGCCAAUGGUAUUCUCUCGGUGAGCGCUACCGAGAAAGGAACUGGAAAGAAGCAGGACAUCACCAUCACCGGAGCUAGCACUCUAUCUCAGGAUGAGGUGGAGAGAAUGGUCCAGGAGGCUGAGAGGUUUCGCGCAGAGGACGAAAAGAAGAGGGGAGACGUGGAUGCCAGGAACGAAGCCGAAUCUCUGGUGUAUCAAACCGAGAAGCAGGUCGAGGAACUGGGAGGCAAAGUCCCGGCUGAUGUGAAGAGCAAGGUGGAAGAUAAAGUGAAAGCGUUGAAAGUGGAGAUGUCGAGCGGUGACACUCGCAAGAUCAAGGACGCCAUAGCCGCAUUGAGGCAGGAAGCGAUGCAAAUUGGCCAGAGCUUGUAUAGCCAAGCUGGAACGAAAGAAGCGAAGGAAACGAAGGGAACGAAAGAAACCAAAGAUGGUAGCGAUGGUGAUGAAGUCAUUGACGCGGAUUUUAGCUCGUAGUGUCGAAGAGAUUGUCCAAGAGCAUAGGAAAUGGAAGCAUGAAAUCUAUAGUUUAUAGAAA